Messenger RNA from Oxyura jamaicensis (ruddy duck), 4759 nucleotides. It is a transcript of the gene FHAD1, whose product is annotated as forkhead associated phosphopeptide binding domain 1. NCBI's taxonomy places the organism in Eukaryota, Metazoa, Chordata, Aves, Anseriformes, Anatidae. The coding region runs from base 315 to 4250 and encodes 1311 amino acids. The record is from RefSeq and is a predicted model, not a curated record. Gene Ontology annotation, molecular function: protein binding. The transcript is spliced from 29 exons.
GGAAAAAGGGGAGGAAAAAAAAAAAAAAAAAAGGCAAAACAAACAAAAAGGAAAGCAGUAGGGUGUCAGCCGGCUUUGGUUUCACAGGGGUUUCCCUGGCUACUGCAGGGUACAGGGAGGAGCAAAGGGAUGGGUGUGCAGACCCAGCUCCCUAGCCUCUGUAAAUAACUUUACUGCUUUAUUGCAGGAACCAGCGGCAUAUAAGGUGGUGGAGAAGUUCCUUGGUCAGUUGCAUGUGUUGCAGGGGGCAUUACUAAACGAGUAAUGCAUAUUAUGUUCCAAUCUUCAAGGCUUGCUGGUGAAAAGGUAAUACUAUGAGAGCUUUCCUAAGGAGCUCAGACGAGUGUUUUCAGCUGAAGCCACAAACAACCACAAUCGGGAGACACGAAGGGUCAGACAUCGUGCUGAAGUCUGCAGGGGUAGAGGAUCAUCACGCGGCCCUCGAGUUCGCCGGCUGGGAGAAUGGCUUUGUCCUGCAGGACCUCAAUUCUCCCCAGGGCACCUUUGUGAACGGCUGCCAGGUGCAAAACGCGGCUGUGCGAGUGAGCCCAGGCGACAUCCUGCACUUCGGGGCGCAGGGAGCACCCUUUGAGCUAGUGGUCGAUGGAGUCCCCCAGGCAUCCUAUCCACCGGUGAAACGUCGCACAGCGUGGGCUGGGCAGCUGCAGGUGGCUGCAGACCCCCAGCGCUGCCCUGCCGUGUCUCCUGCCCACCUCCCAUUGCUGCAGUCCCAGCAUCGCCCCGGCACUUGGGGCAGCUGGGCUCCUGCCGCGGCCAGCCCCGUGCCCCAUCCACCGCUCCAGAAGCGACCCCUGAGCGCCUGGACCAGGAGUGCGACCGCCUCCAGCCCUCCAGAUGCUUUCAGCCGCCCCCCCGCAGAGAGGCCAGCCUGGACCACAAUCUCAGGCAAUGAUCCAAAUAAUGGGGCAGGAGCCCCUUUCCUGAGGAUUCAUAGCGUGGAUUGCCUUCUGCAGGAAAAGGAUGAAAUGCUGCUGAGACUGGAAAAGGAAAUCAGUCGUCUCUCUGGUUUUGAAGCAGAAUCAAAGCAGAAAGAUACAGUGAUAAGGAGUCUUCAGGACAAAAUUGCAGCAAUGGCCAAGACCAUGGCCCAGGCUGCUGCUAGAAGCGAUGUGGAGCUGACCCAAAAGCUUCUAACACUUGACAGAGAAAUCAGAGCCAAAGCAGAGGAGAUUAAAACCUUAAAGGAACAGAUCAGUGACUUGCAGAAAGAUUCAAGUGAAGUUUUUAGCCAUUCUCUUUAUGAAAGAGACCUGGAAAUUGGAAGCCUGAGAAAAGAAAGUGAGAAGCUAAAGAGGGAUCACGCUUUGACCACAGGUCUAGUGACCAGCCUGCAAAGGGAGAUUGCUGUGAAGGAGCAGAAAAUUCAGCAACUCAGGCAGGACGUGGAGAAAAUAAAGAAGGCAAACAGAGAAAAGGACAACCAGCUGGCAGUUGUGUCUGCCAAGUGCUCUAGACUUAAAGAGGAAAUGAAGCGUGACCUCGGAGAGAAGGACGUGACUCCAUACCAAAAACGCAUUGGAGAGCUGGAACGUGACCUGAAGGGCUUGCAGGAAGAAGUCCAGAAGUAUCGCAUUGAGCAGGAAACCAUCCAAACCAAGCUGUCUGAGAAAGCAAAGGCUGAAGAGGAGCUGAAAAAUGCCUGUGAAAGGAAAUCUGUGCAGUUACAGGAGAUGGGGCGCAGGGAGCGCCUGCUGAAAUCUGAUGUGGAUCGUGCCAAAGUGCAGCUGGCAUCUUUCAAAACGCAAGUGGUGCAAGCCUGCCUCCCACAAGCAGCAGAAGAGGCGGGGAAGGCCCUCACCAUCCAGCAGGUACUUGAGAAGGUCAGGCAGAUCUGUGAGGAGAACCAACAAAGUCAGGAAAGAGAGAAGCGUCUCCAGGAGGAAAUAAGUGCCAGGCUCUCGAAGGAAAAGGAGGUGUCUGAAAAUGUCGAGGUGUUCAAGGAAUCAGUGCGUGAGCUCCAGGCUUUCCUGGGGACCUCGUUCUGCAGCGACAGCUUGAGGAGGGAGCUGUGCAAGUUUGAGGCCAUGCUUGUGGACCCCUUGGUGUCGGACGUGCAGGCAGCUGUGGUGAAAAUCACUCACGUGGCCCUGUCGUGGCUGGAGGGAGCAGAGCAGCUGCUGGCAAGCGCAGGGUUGGACCUCCUCACCUCUGGCAAAGGACUGACAGCCUGUCUCAGGAGGUUGCUGGAAAAUAAUCAGGAAACCAUGCAACGGAAUGAAAUGUUACAGGCCCAAUUAAAGGAAAUCCGGGAGUCACAGGAUGCUCUGCUGCAGGAGCGCCUGAAAGAGCAGAAAGUGAAAUACGAGCAAGACCUACAGAUAAAAAUCCAUCAAAUCGCGUUGGAAAAGGAGGAGGAGAAAAAAGAGAUUAUGAAGAGCACCGCUGCGAAGGAGAAGGAUAAGCAUGAGAAAUAUGUGGAGGAAGAAAAGAAGAUAGUCCAGGACUUGGAGAGCCGCCUGAGAAGUAUGACUGAGGUAAUGGAAAUGAAGUCCAAAGAGCAGGAGGUUGCAGAUCUCAAGCUGAGGGAAGCUGUGCGCAACCUGGAGGAAACCACGGCGCGAGAGAUGAUGUUAAAGCAGCAGGUCCUCAGGCAAGAUGAGCAGCUCAAGAUCAUUCAGGAGGAGAGCGAGGUACUGAAGCAGAAAGUCCAGGAAGAAAUAGCAGGAUAUAAGGAGCAAAUUAAGCAACAUGCUCGGACAAUUGUUGCUUUAGAAGACAGCCUGCUGGAGGCUGAGCAGCAGCAGAAGACGCUUGAGAAGGAAAAUAUCACGCUUCUGGAAAAAAUAGAAGGACUUCAGGGUGAUGCCUGCAGGGAGACAGCAGGAGCAUCCCAGGAGGCCUCUUGCACCGAGGAGUCUCACCGUUGUGUUCUAGAAGAGCUGGCUGCUGCGCAGAGCAUGCUCCUGGCCAAAGAGGCUGCUAUUGCCAGGUUAACCAAGGAGCUCUCGGAAACCCAAGCCAGGAUGUCAGACAUGAGAGGAGAGCUCAGCGAGAAGCAGAAGGCGGAGCUGGAGUGGAGCCUGGUCCAGAUGAAGAGCCAGGAGCGGGACUUGAAGGCGCUGAGGGAGAAGCUGUCAGAGAUGUCCAAGCUUGUGGCUAAGAAGGAUCAAGAGCUGAAAGCGGCAGCUGCAGAGUUAAGGCAAGCCCAAGAAGACUGCAAAGCGCUGCAGGCUGCAUCCCGAGAAAUGGCACAGGAGCCAGAGACUCUUCUGCAGACGCAAGCGCGGGUGACACCUGCCACGGUGGAGGAAGCCUCUGAGACGGAGCCAGCUUUGGACCUGGUUGAGCUGGGUGCGAAAUGCAGAGGCCUCAGGCACGAGGAAACAAUCCAGCGCCAAAAAGAAGGCUUGGUGGAGCUCCGGGAAAGGAUCAAGCUGCUGGAGAAGAUGCAGUCCUCGACUGUCAUGAGCAAGGCUGCCGAGCCACUCGUAGUCCAGAAGAGAGACUUGUCAGGGAAGAGAGCCCAGAAAGCAGGCCUUGAGAAGGAAGCGGCACCGCUGUCAGGAGCAAAAACGAAGUGCAGCAAGUGUCUGGGCUGUUUUCCUGAUGGGUGCUCGCACGUGACCGCCCACGAGACAGCAAGCUCGGAGGUGUUGGAAGCAUUAGACCUCAGGGAGAGGAUGUACCUGGACUUAAUUUGUGCUCUGGGAAGUCUGAUGAAUAUGGAGGAGCUGGCAGGAAUGCAGUCUGUGCAGCAUCUUCCCCAGGAAGAGAGGGAAAAAGAAGGGCAACAGCGACGGAAGGACUUUGAGCUGUUGUACGAGAAAAUCAGCAAGCUCAAGAGUCGCCUGGAAAAGAAAGAGGAAUUGCUCAAAGAUUACGAGGCCCGCAUCGAGCAGCUCAGGCUGAACCAGGAGUCCUUGCAAAUGUGCCAGGAGGAGAUGUUGAAACUGGAAGACGAAGUCCACAGGGAAGCAGAAGAGAAAGCUCUGCUAAGAGAGGCUCUGGAGAGGGCCCAGGUCCAGCUGGGGCAGGAGAAGAGGCUGAAUCGAGUGGUGAAGCAGCGCAAGACAGCACAGGCAGCUCGUGCAGUGAGAAGUAAAGUGAUUGAUGGUUUUAUGCAGAGCUUUGAAGAGGAAAAGGAGAAAAGAAAGGAGAAGGUGCCUCGUGGCUGCGCCCGUCCUUCCAGAGGACGAGGCGGGAAGCCUGGACCCCAGCCAUCGAUGCCAGCAAAGCUGAAGAUGAAGGAAUGCCCAGCAGAACCAUCAGAAGCGACAGGCAGCACGUAGGAGUGCCACCCCACGGGCCUUUAGCUCACAGAGGAGAAGGGCAGGAACACGCCAUCGUGCGCAGAACUUGGUUUGGGUGCAGCACCGGGCGGGCAGGUAGUUGGAAGAACCUGUGCGAGAGGAUCCCGUGGUGUCCCGUGGGACUGCUGCAGGGACCAUGAAGCACACAGGGCCUGGGAAGUCCUGCGGGACUUGUACCACAGCACAUGGUGCGGUUUGUGGAAGAAAAAAGGCGGUGUGAAUACAGCCUGGUGAGCGCGUGUGAGGUCGAUUUCUGGUGUGUGGCUUUCCUGCUGAGCCCACUUCUCUCUUGUGACUCCCGUGGGCCUCCCAUGGGACUGUCACAGGGGCACGAGAGGCACAGAAAUGGGGACGGGAGACACAGGAGAGGGCACGUAGUGCUGAGCAGGGCUGCCAAGGGGGGACGAGGAGCCACGGGCACGAAGCACGGGAGCGCAUCAGGGCAAGACUGGAGCUCCACACGGGUGGCACACGAUGCUCGUGGGCAC